CUGCAUCAUGGGCAGUUCUGUCGGCGUUUCGGAGGUACACGCAGUUCCCAUCUUCAGUACAGAAUUGAGCAGGAUGGGUGAGAUUCAAAGGAGAAGCGUCUGUGCUCGUGCCCUGUUCGGGGCCAACAGGGACAAUGAACAAAUCUGUAUGAUCUUGGGUCUCAUUGAGAGCAGUCCUAAGAAAGAUGAUGACCCAAUGCUGCAAGUGGUACUUCAAGGCUUCUUAGCCCUGACAGGUUGUCAGGCAUAUCCAGGUCUGGGUCAUCAGCUGGGACAUUCCUGGGAGAGGUGGCUGGUGCAUAAAAAUUCAAGUGGAAUGUCCAAAAAUUAGUCUGUACCUUGCUGGUCACAAUAAA
Cryptotermes secundus is the source of this 356-nucleotide messenger RNA. RefSeq lists its product as uncharacterized. The record is from RefSeq and is a predicted model, not a curated record. Bases 8 to 331 code for a protein of 107 amino acids. Lineage: Eukaryota; Metazoa; Arthropoda; Insecta; Blattodea; Kalotermitidae. The transcript is spliced from 2 exons.